Camellia sinensis is the source of this 1328-nucleotide messenger RNA. Lineage: Eukaryota; Viridiplantae; Streptophyta; Magnoliopsida; Ericales; Theaceae. The record is from RefSeq and is a predicted model, not a curated record.
UCAUCAUCGCACAGCCGAUCUGCUUCACAGCCGAUCUACUUCACAGGUGAUCUCUGAUUUUUUUCAUCAUCGCACAGCCGAUUUUUUUCAUCGCACAGCCGAUCACUCUCUUUCUCAUCUCAUCGCGCCGAUCAUCAUCGCACAGCCGAUCUGCUUCACAGAGCCAAAGUUGUGUCAAGUAAUGGAAGUAAAGAAAAGAAAUAAAUCGCCAGGGCAUAAGAGAAGAGAGAGGGAAAAGGGAUGCAAAAUUGAAGCCACUAAAGUUGAUCCGUACAAUAUUGAAGGUGAAGCAGACAAGUCAGAUGAAGCAAAGAGAGAAAAGAAAAAAAGAAAAUUGUUGAGGAAGAAAAAAAAGAAUGACGUGACAAAUAAAGCUGAAAUUAGCGAAGUUGAUGACCUAUAUAAUGAAGUGGAAGGUGGCUUUGAUGAACAGAAUGGUGCACAUGCAGAUAGAGAAAACAAAGAGAGAAAAUUGAGGAAAAAGAGGAGAAAAAGUGAGAACACAAUGAAAUCUGGGGUUGACAAAGUCGAUGAACUCAGUAAGGAAGCUGAAGAUGGAUCUAAAGAAGAUAAAGGCAAGUCAAAAAAGUCUCGUAAGACUAAGAAGAAUGACUGCCCGUCAUCAAACAAAGAUGAGAAAUUACUGGAGAAGAGAGCAGAAUCUGAACAAAAUGAAGUCUAUGAGAUAUCUUCAGGAGAUGAGGACUGCUCUAGAGGAAUGAAAAAGUGGAUUACAGAAUACCAUCAAAAUAGACCAGGGUUAAACAUAUUGCAACAAAGGAUUGAUGAUUUUAUAAUUGCUUACGACGAACAAGAGGAGCAGGCAAGAAAAGAAAGCGAAGCCCUUGCUGCUGAAGGUGGAUGGACUGUUGUGGUACAUCACAAGGGUCGGAAAAAGACAACAGAUACUGAAAGUGGAAUUACUGUGGGUUCUGUUGCCCAUGCUGCUGUUCUGGAAAAUAUGGCCAAGAAGAAAAGUAAAGAUGUUGGGUUAGAUUUCUACCGGUUCCAGAAAAGAGAGGCCCAGAGGAAUGAGAUUAUGACUCUUCAAAGCAAAUUCGAGCAGGAUAAAAAGCGGAUACAGCAAUUGAGGGCUAAAAGAAAGUUCCGGCCCUACUGAAUGCUGCCGACAAUCUACAAAGAAAGAUCAAUGGCCAAAGCAUCUCACCUGUUCUUUCGAUUAUUAGAAUUUUAUGUUUGAGGAUGGUUCAUUACCUUAACAAUUAAAAACCUUGCUUUCUUUCCCUUCCUUUUUUUGCUUGUAGGAGUGAUGAGAAAAACCAAUUGCACAAUGAUUUAAUGUGAUACAUGUACCGUUUUGAGAUCAA